Molecule: messenger RNA, 5076 nt
Organism: Perca flavescens (yellow perch)
Lineage: Eukaryota; Metazoa; Chordata; Actinopteri; Perciformes; Percidae
Product: vitellogenin-2-like
Exons: 34
Coding region: 1-5076 (1691 amino acids)
Biological process (GO): response to estradiol; cellular response to estrogen stimulus; lipid transport
Molecular function (GO): lipid carrier activity
Source: RefSeq, a predicted model, not a curated record
AUGAGGGUGCUUGUGCUAGCCUUCACUGUGGCCCUUGCGGCGGGUAACCAGGUCAAUUUUGCUCCAGAGUUUGCCACUGGAAAGUCGUACGUCUACAAAUAUGAGGCCUUUAUUAUGGGCGGCCUUCCUGAGGAGGGUCUGGCACGCGCCGGAGUGAAAGUCAUCAGCAAAGUUUUAAUUAGUGCCGCAGCUGCCGACACCUUUGUGCUGAAGCUUAUAGACCCGGAAAUCUUUGAGUACAGUAACAUCUGGCCCGAAGAUGCUUUCAUCCCAGCCACCAAGCUCACCUCAGCCCUGGCUGCUCAGCUCUCGACACCCAUCAAGUUUGAGUAUGCGAACGGUGUUGUCGGCAAAGUGUUUGCACCCGCUGGCAUCUCUGAAACUGUGCUGAAUGUCUUCAGAGGAAUCCUCAACAUCUUCCAGCUGAAUAUCAAGAAGACUCAGAACGUCUAUGAGCUGCAAGAGCCUGGAGUACAAGGUGUGUGCAAAACCCACUACAUCAUCAGUGAGGACGUAAAGGCUGACCGCAUCCUGUUGACCAAGACUAAGGACCUGAACCAUUGCCAGGAGAGAAUCAUUAAGGACAUCGGCUUGGCUUACACAGAGAGAUGUGCUGAGUGUGAGGCUAGAGGAAAGACCCUGAACGGAGCUACUGCUUUUAGCUACAUCAUGAAGCCAGCAGCCACAGGUUCUUUGAUCUUGGAGGCAACUGCUACAGAGCUCAUCCAGUUCUCACCUUUCAACAUCAUGAAUGGCGCUGCCCAGAUGGAGGCUAAGCAAAUCCUGACCUUCAUUGAGAUUGCGACGGACGCAGUGGAGCACAUCAGAGCUAAUGUUCCAUAUGUUCACCGUGGAUCCCUGCAGUACGUGUUUGACACCGAGCUUCUCCAGAUACCCAUCCAGCUUCUGAGGAUCAGCAAUGCCGAGGAACAGAUUGUUGAGAUUCUAAACCACCUGGUGACUUCUAAUGUGGACAUGGUCCACGAAGAUGCCCCUCUGAAAUUCAUUGAGCUCAUCCAGCUGCUACGUGUGGCCAGAUUUGAGAGUAUUGAGGCCCUCUGGACUCGGUUCAAAGCUAAAGCCGAAUACAGGCACUGGAUCCUAAAUGCUGUCCCUGCCAUUGGUACUAUUGCUGCUUUGAAGUUCUUCAAGGAGAAGUUCCUCGCUGGGGAGUUGACUAUUGCCGAAGCUGCUCAAGCACUUCUGGCAUCUGUCCAAAUGGUGACAGCCGACCGGGAGGUCAUCAAGCUUGCCGAGGACCUGGCCAUGAACCCCAAGAUACAAAAAAACCCAGUUCUGCGUGAGAUUGCCAUGCUGGGCUACGGCACCCUGGUUGCUAAAUACUGUGCAGAGAACCCAACUUGCCCAGCUGAACUAGUGAGGCCCAUCCAUGAACUUCUUAUCCAGGCUGUUGCCAGAGGUGAAAUUGAGGAGGUCAUUAUCACUCUCAAAGUCCUGGGUAAUGCUGGACAUCCUGCCAGCCUGAAGCCAAUCAUGAAGCUCCUGCCUGGCUUUGGAAGUGCUGCUGCUGGCCUGCCACACAGAGUUCACAUUGAUGCUGUUUUGGCCCUGAGGAACAUUGCUAAGAAGGAGCCCAAGAUGAUCCAGGAAAUGGCUCUUCAGCUGUUCAUGGACAAGGCUCUCCACCCAGAGCUACGAAUGGUUGCUGCUAUCGUAAUGUUUGAGACCAAGCUGCCAAUGGGUCUGGUGACUACUCUCGCCAAUGUCCUCUUGAAAGAAAAUAAUCUGCAGAUCGUUAGCUUUGUCUACUCCUACAUGAAAGCCAUGACCAAGAACACCGCUCCUGAUUUUGCCUCUGUUGCUGCUGCCUGUAACGUUGCUGUGAAGAUCCUUAACCCCAAAUUCGACAGAAUGAGCUAUCGCUUCAGCAGAGCUUUCUAUUUAGAUACCUACCACAACCCCUUGAUGAUGGGUGCUGCUGCUAGCGCCUUCUAUGUUAACAAUGCUGCAACUCUUUUUCCAAGAGCCAUUGUGGCCAAAGCUCGCACCUACUUUGCAGGAGCUUAUGCUGAUGUCCUUGAGCUUGGAGUAAGAACUGAGGGAAUGCAGGAGGCCCUUCUGAAAAUACAAAAGUCUCCAGAGAAUGCUGACAGGAUGACGAAGAUGAAACAAGUUAUAAAGGCUCUUUCUGAGUGGAGGGCUCAUCCUUCCAGCCAGCCCCUGGCCUCUGUGUAUGUGAAAUUCUUUGGACAGGAAAUCGCAUUUGCCAACAUUGACAAAGCCAUUAUUGAUCAGAUUAUUGAGCUUGCCAGUGGACCAGCAAUCCACACUUAUGGCAGGAAUGCUUUGAAUGCUGUGAUGUCUGGGUUCGCAUUUCAUUUCACAAAACCACUGCUGGUUGCUGAGGUUCGUCGCAUCUUUCCCACCACCAUUGGUCUGCCCAUGGAGCUCAGUUUCUAUACUGCUGCUGUGGCUGCUGCCUCUGUUGAACUCCAAGCCACUGUGACACCACCUCUGCCUGCGGACUUCCAUGUUGCCCAGCUUCUGAACUCUGACAUCAACAUCAGGGCUGCCAUUACUUCAAGUGUGUCCAUGCAUACCUACGCAGUUAUGGGAGUGAAUACUGCUUUCGUCCAGGCUACCCUGAUGUCAAGAGCCAGAGUUCACACAAUUGUUCCUGCAAAGAUGGAAGCAAGAAUUAACAUGAUUAAAGGGAACUUCCAGCUGCAGUUCCUGCCUGUUCAGGGCAUCGAUAAGAUUGCAACAGUAUUUGUUGAUACUUUCGCUGUUGCAAGAAAUGUGGAAGACCUUGCAGCUGCCAAAAUCACACCAGUGGUUCCAGCUGAAGUUGCAGCACAGACAUCAAGGGAAACCUUUUCUUCAAAGAUUUCAAGGAUAGCAUCCUCUCUGGCUGGUGAUAUGUCAGUGUCAUCUGAAAUCCUUCCUGUUGACCUGCCAAGUAGAAUUGUCCCCAAGGCCUUUGAAAAGAGAAUGUGUGCUGUAAUCAAAACCUUUGGAAUCAAGGCCUGCACUGAGAUUGAAUCUCGCAACGCAGCCUUCAUCAAAAACUGCCCACUCUACACCAUAAUUGGAAAACAUGCGGUCAUUGUUGAGGUUGCUCCAGCUGCCGGACCAGUCAUCGAGAAGAUUGAAAUAGAGGUUCAGGUUGGAGAUAGGGCAGCAGAAAAGAUCCUCAAAGUGAUUAACCAGAGCGAGGAAGAGGAAAUAAUUGAGGACAAAAACGUCCUGAUGAAACUCAAGAAAAUCCUGGUUCCUGGUCUGAAGAACAGCACAGCAGCGUCCUCCAGCUCCAGCAGCUCCUCCUCCGCAUCAUCCAAGUCCUCCUCCAGCUCCUCCUCCAGCUCCUCCUCCAGCUCCUCCUCCAGAUCCUCCUCCAGCUCCUCCUCUCGCUCCAAGAGCAAGGUAGUCGGCAAGGCAUCAAAGAGACUGAGCAGCUCCUCCAGCGCACGCUCCAGCAGUGCUUCAAGCAGCCAGUCUUCUCUCGUGUCCAGCAGCUCCAGCUCCAGCUCCAGCUCCAGCUCCUCCAGGUCCAGAUCAUUGUCCAAGCAACAACUGUAUGAAAUGAAGUUUAUGAAGAACCACAUCCACCAGCAUGCCCUCUCCACAGCCCGUGCCAACAGCAAGAGCAGUGCCUACAGCUUCGAGACCAUCUACAAUAAGGCCAAGUACCUCUCUAAUGCUCUCGAUCCUGUUGUGACUAUUCUCAUCCGUGCUGUGAGAGCUGACCACAAGGUUCAGGGAUACCAGAUUACAGCUUACUUUGACAGAGCUACUGCCAGACUUCAGAUCAUUUUUGCCAACCUGGAUGAGAAUGACAACUGGAGAAUCUGUGCCGAUGGUGUGAUGCUGAGCAACCACAAGCUGAUGGCCAAGAUUGCCUGGGGCAUUGAGUGCAAACAAUACAAGACUGAGAUCACGGCUGAGACUGGUCUUGUGGGUAAAGACCCUGCAGUCGGUGUUAAGGUUGCCUGGGACAAACUUCCAAAGAGCAUGAUGCGCUAUGCAAAAAGGAUCUCUCAGUACAUUUCCUGCAACGCUGAGGAAUAUGGAGUAAGCCUGUCGAAGGCAAAAAAUGUUCGUAAUCAGAUCAGACUGUCUGUGGCUGCUGCUUCUGAGACAAGCCUGAAUGUUGUGCUGAAGACACCAAAGAGGACAUUAUACAUAUUUGGUGUGCAUCUCCCUAUUGCUCUGCCAAUUGGUGACACUGCUGCUGAGCUAGAAUCCUACCAAAGCAACUGGGCUGACAAGAUCUCCUACAUGCUCACCAAGGCUCAUGCAGCUGAGUGUUCCAUGGUCAAAGACACAGUGAUCACAUUCAACAACAGGAAAUACAAGAACGAGAUGCCCCACUCUUGCUCCCAGGUGUUGGCUCAGGAUUGUACCCCGGAACUUAAAUUCAUUGUUCUGCUGAAGAGGGAUCAACCAGAGGAACAGAACCAGAUCAAUGUGAAGAUUGGAAACAUUGAUGUGGACCUGCGUCCGAAGGGCCGUGUUAUCAUAGUGAAGGUUAAUGGAGUAGAAAUCCCUAUCAGCAACCUGCCAUAUCAGCAUCCCACAGGCAAAAUUCAGAUCAGACAGAAAGGUGAGGGUAUUGCGCUCCAUGCUCCCAGCCAUGGUCUCCAGGAGGUCUACAUUGAUCUGAACGAGCUGAAGGUCAAAGUUGUGGACUGGAUGAGAGGACAGACAUGUGGACUCUGUGGAAAGGCUGACGGAGAAAUCAGACAGGAGUACCGCACACCCAACGAACGCCUGACCAAGAACGCAGUCAGCUACGCUCAUUCCUGGGUUCUGUCUGGAAAGAGCUGCCGGGAUGCCUCUGAGUGUUACAUGAAGCUUGAAUCUGUGAAGCUGGAGAAGCAAGUGAUCCUCCAUGGCCAAGAGUCCAAAUGCUACUCUGUUGAGCCCGUGCUGCGCUGCCUGGCUGGCUGCAUGCCUGUGAGGACGACGACUGCCACUGUUGGCUACCACUGCCUGCCCACUAAUUCUAACCUGAACGUCUCUGAGGGUCUGAGCAGCAUCUAUGAGAAGAGCAUUGACCUGAUUGAAACAGCAGAAGCCCACUUGGCAUGUCGCUGCGUUGCUCAGUGCUCUUAA